UUUAAACCUGGAACUGUGCCAAGUCAACCACAAAAUUAACAAACUAGAGUCAGCCAAUAAGAACAUUAAGAACAAAUUACAUCAUUUGCCAGAAGACAUGUUAAGGCAAUAUCAACACCGACUGAGAAUAUCGUUUAAUAGGAAGUUUCACACUAUCAAGGAACUGAAUAUAAGAAAAAUAAACAACCUAAAAGCAAACAGUAUUCCAACUAUAAAGACACAACAUAAAUGGAUCAAAAAUCUAACCAAUAAAGAAAUACCGGACACAGUAAAGAAUCUUCUCUCCCUAGGAUCUAAGUUCAGUAUUCCCGCCACCAAAAAAGAUGUAAAUAUUGACCACAUAAUAGCCGAUACAGAAUACAUACUAGAGGCCAUACCAAAUGAAAGAAAGGAUAUAAAAAGAGCAAAAGUUACCAACACGUUAACAAACUACAUUCAUAGACCCACAAAUAACACUUCUCUCACCCAAUAUUGGUAUAAUGACACAAAAAAGUUUUUAAAGGAAAACAGCGAAUUAAUUGUACUAAAUAGUGACAAGGGUUCAGUUACAGUCAUAAUGGAAGAUAGAGUUUAUGAUCAGAAAAUUAGAAAUAUCUUACAUUCCACAGAUUUUAAAAAGCUACCGAGAGACCCUACACUUACGAUACAGACAAAAUGCAACAAAUACAUAGAGAAACUCAAAAAUUCGAACUAUAUAACGAAAGAAAAAGCAAAAGAAAUGAAAACAUACAAUUCAGUUGCUCCAAGAAUUUACGGAAAUCCGAAAGUGCAUAAAAAUGAUUUUCCCAUAAGACCGAUUAUAUCGAGUAUUAACAGCCCACUAAAUACAUUAUCAAAAUUCAUUGCAGAUAUAUUGAAGAUUAAUAUGGAGCUCUUCCUGGAAAUUGUAUCGUUUUUGUUGGAAAACAACUAUUGUACUUAUAAGGGAGAAUUUUUCAAGCAGAUAUUCGGAUGCGCGAUGGGUUCUAAACUUAGCCCAAUUUUAGCACAGUAUGUUAUGGAUCACCUAAUUGAAUCAUGUGUGAAAAAAAUACCAUUCAAAAUAUUAUUACUGAAGAAAUUUGUGGACGACUUAUUCAUGGCUAUACCGAAAAAUGAAAUAGCGAAUAUAUUAAAAUAUUUCAACUCUCACUCGAAAAAUUUGCAAUUUACCAUAGAGAAAGAGGAUAGUGAACAAUGUGUACCCUUCUUAGAUACAAGGGUACACAGAGAUGAUACGACUAUUAAGUUGAAAUGGUACAGAAAAGAAACUCAUUCUAACAAAAUGCUACAUUAUUAUUCAAACCACAACAUAAAUACAAAAAUAAAUGUAAUAAAACAGAUGAAAACUAGAGUCGAGAGAAUUUGUCAUGAAUCAUACAUCAGAGAAGGAAUAAACAAUCUUAUGGAAAUUUUCAAACAGAAUGGUUAUCCAAGAGGUUUAUUAACAAAAUUGUUGUUUUCAAGUAACAUAACAGACCAACAACAGACAAGAAAUACUGAAACAACAGAGGAAAUCCAUUAUGCAUCAUAUCCAAAUAUAAAUGGUUUAACUGGAAAACUGAAAAGAAUAUUUCAAGGUGAAAACGUCAAAAUUGCAGUACACAAUCAGAAGACCGUGAAAAACUUAUAUUCAAGACUGAAGGACCCGAUCGAAACGGCCGUCAAAAGCAAUGUGGUUUAUGAGGUGAAGUGUGAAAAUUGUGAACAAACUUAUAUAGGACAGACAUCACAGUGGAUUAAAAGGAGAAUGGCAUUACACAAAUCGGAUAUCACUAAACAUCCAGAACGAUGCGCACUAGCAUCCCACGCAUUUAAUCUUGACCAUAGGGUAAAUUUUGAAGACGUGAAAGUACUGAAAACAGAAACAAAUUAUCGAAAAAGAUUGGUUUUAGAAAUGAUUGAAAUUAAUAAAAAAGAGAAUACAAUUAAUAAGAAAACGGAUACAAAUAAGUUAAGUUCCAUUUAUCGUUAUUUGUUGGAAAAAUCGAAAGAAAGGGAAAACGAAAUAUUCUUCGAUGGUCCAGUCGACGAAUAACACCAUAGAAUGGCAGACUGUCAAACUAACAAAUUGAACGGAUUUUGGAAUUUUAUACCUUGACAGAUAUCAACAAUCGGAUUAGUUUUUAAAUUUUUCUAACAUUGUGUUUCAUAAGUGUUUUUAUAAAUAGUAUUCAAAAAAUUGUAACUCAAUGAUGAUUACUGAAAAUGUUUAUAGCUAGGCAGAUUUCUUUAACAUAACCUCAAAUUCAAGGCCCCGAAGAAGAAUUAAAUUGAAUUCGAAAGCUUGGCGAAGAAUGAAGAGUUUCACUUAAGAUCCCUCCCAAAAAAACGAGUCGUUUUACCCUUAAAAUUCUACAAAUAUAUAUAUAUAUAUAUAU
Coccinella septempunctata (seven-spotted ladybird) is the source of this 2360-nucleotide messenger RNA. RefSeq lists its product as uncharacterized. Lineage: Eukaryota; Metazoa; Arthropoda; Insecta; Coleoptera; Coccinellidae. The transcript has 3 exons. The record is from RefSeq and is a predicted model, not a curated record. The coding region runs from base 98 to 2017 and encodes 639 amino acids.